AUGAAUGAAACAACAAUAGACGAUACAGUUCUUUCAAAUAAAACAUUAACUACAAAUUCUAAUCCGUCGUUACUACGUGCAGUAUCGGUACCUGCUACAUCAACAUCAACUUUAGCUAAAACUCCAUGGUAUCAACAAAAAUUCGAACUAUAUCGCGAUGUAAUUGAAGAAAAAGUACGUGAUGCAUAUCCUGAGUUGCCACAAAUGUACAAAUUACAACCUGCAAAUAUUGAAUGUUCAACUAUGAAAGGAUAUGACCUUGACUUUUCCAUCGAGUUACAUGAUGGACGAAGUGUAGUUGUAUCCAUUUCUUAUGGUGGUAGCUCGGGACCUCCAUAUACAAAGGAAGAACGUCGUAAGCUGGUCACUAUUCGUCAAAAUACGGUGCCCAAUUAG
Messenger RNA from Rotaria sordida, 396 nucleotides. Lineage: Eukaryota; Metazoa; Rotifera; Eurotatoria; Philodinida; Philodinidae. The record is from the annotation of a GenBank genome assembly.